Molecule: messenger RNA, 894 nt
Organism: Ochotona curzoniae (black-lipped pika)
Lineage: Eukaryota; Metazoa; Chordata; Mammalia; Lagomorpha; Ochotonidae
Gene: TMEM178A
Product: transmembrane protein 178A
Exons: 4
Coding region: 1-894 (297 amino acids)
Biological process (GO): regulation of cytosolic calcium ion concentration; negative regulation of osteoclast differentiation
Cellular component (GO): endoplasmic reticulum membrane
Source: RefSeq, a predicted model, not a curated record
AUGGAGCCACGGGCGCUCGUCACGGCGCUCAGCCUCGGCCUCAGCCUCUGCUCCCUGGGGUUGCUCGUCACGGCCAUCUUCACCGAUCACUGGUACGAGACCGACCCUCGGCGCCACAAGGAGAGCUGCGAGCGCAGCCGCGCGGGCGCCGACCCUCCUGACCAGAAGAACCGCCUGAUGCCGCUAUCUCACCUACCGCUGCGGGACUCGCCGCCCCUGGGGCGCCGGCUGCUCCCGGGCGGACCAGGGCGCAACGACCCCGAGUCCUGGCGCUCGCUGCUGGGACUCGGCGGUCUGGACGCUGAGUGCGGCCGGCCACUCUUUGCCACCUACUCGGGCCUCUGGAGGAAGUGUUACUUCCUGGGCAUCGACCGGGACAUCGACACCCUCAUCCUGAAAGGUAUUGCCCAGCGAUGCACAGCUAUCAAGUACCACUUUUCACAGCCCAUCCGCUUACGAAACAUUCCUUUCAAUUUAACCAAGACAAUACAGCAAGAUGAAUGGCACCUGCUUCAUUUGAGAAGAAUCACAGCUGGCUUCCUGGGCAUGGCUGUCGCUGUCCUCCUGUGUGGCUGCAUUGUGGCCACAGUCAGUUUCUUCUGGGAAGAAAGCCUAACCCAGCAUGUGGCAGGACUGCUGUUCCUCAUGACAGGGAUAUUUUGCACCAUUUCCCUCUGCACGUACGCUGCCAGUAUCUCGUACGAUUUGAACCGGCUCCCCAAGCUGAUUUAUAGCCUGCCUGAUGACGUAGAACAUGGCUACAGCUGGUCUAUCUUCUGCGCCUGGUGCAGUUUGGGCUUCAUCGUGGCAGCAGGAGGUCUCUGCAUCGCUUAUCCGUUUCUCAGCCGGACCAAGAUCGCACAUCUAAAGUCUGGCAGGGACUCCACGGUAUGA